Molecule: messenger RNA, 3044 nt
Organism: Oryza brachyantha (malo sina)
Lineage: Eukaryota; Viridiplantae; Streptophyta; Magnoliopsida; Poales; Poaceae
Exons: 4
Coding region: 427-2715 (762 amino acids)
Source: RefSeq, a predicted model, not a curated record
UCUCUCUCUCCCUCUCCUCGUGUACCACCACCACCUCCACCACCAACCAACCCUCGAACCCUCUCGCCGAGUCAAAAUCCAAGCUCUGCCCACCCUCAAAAUCUCAUCUUUCUGCGUAGCGCUACGCACGAAUUGGAGGCUUUUUUUCUGUUGUUUCUUUGCUUGAGCGAUUCGGGGUCUCUGCGACCGCGUGUUCGUUCUGAGAGAGGGGGUUUUUGAGGCUUGUUCUUGGAGGAAAGGGGUUUGCGAGGUCCAAUUUGGGUCCGGAAUCGCCGUGCUCUGCGAGGGGGAGGGGGUUUGGAGAGGGAAAAGGUGGAUUUUUGCUCGACAUUUUGGUUGGGUUUGGUUUUUUCUGCGUUGGGGAUUGAUUUGAGGGGUCGGGGGGUCAAAACUCGAAACUUUGGUGGGUAGUUCGGUUCGGGUUGGAUGGUUGCGAGGAUGAUGCGGUGGCCGCGCCCGCCGGCGGCGCGCAAGUUCCGGGUCCGGCUGGUGGUGCGGCGGGCGGAGGGGCUCCGGGAGGCGGCGGCCCCCGUCGCGGCGGAGGCGGAGGGGGAGGCGGCCGCGGCGGCGACGAGGGUCGCGGCGGAGGUGAGGUGGAAGGGGCCCAAGGCGUCGUCGCCGCUGAGCUCGCUGCGCCGCGCGGUGCGGCGCAACCGCACGCGGGAGGCGGACGCGGACGCCUCCGGGGACGCGGCCGUGGCGGCCGCGUGGGAGGAGGAGUUCGAGAGCACCGUCACGCUCGCCGCCGCGUCGCACCGGGAGAGCGCCGCCUUCCAGCCGUGGGAGCUCGCCUUCUCCGUCUUCACUGCUGCCAAUAGAGGCCCAAAGAUCAAGCCAUCAAUUCUCGGAACUGCUUCCCUUAACCUAGCAGAUUAUGCAUCAGCCGCCGAGGAGAACAUUGAGAUAAUUCUCCCAUUGUCUGUGCCCAGUGGUUCACCUGAGUUAGCUCCGUCACUUCAUCUCACUCUGGGUAUGGUGGAGUUACGGGCAUUUCAGGAAGCAUCUGAUGCUUCACAACGGUCGGCUAUGGCCACUCCAUUAUCCCCAUCAUCUGGCGAUUCUGUUCCAGUAGGAAAAGAUGAGGUUUCAGUUAUCAGAGCAGGGUUGAGAAAGGUGAAAAUCCUCACUGAUCUGGUGUCGACACGACGGUCGAAGAAGACAUCCCAAGAUGAUGAAAGCAGUGAAGAUAAGUGCUAUGUUAACAGUGAUGGUGCUGAAUAUCCAUGUGACAUCGAGUCUCUUGAUGAUGAUUUGGAUGACACGGCACAGCAAGAUGAAGUUGGGGAUUCAACUGUUAGGAAGUCCUUCAGUUAUGGGUCACUGCAGUCUGUCAACUAUGUUGGCGGCCUAGUUUAUGCUCAUGCAAAGAUUGAUGGGGAGCAUGAGCACUGGGUCUAUUAUAGUCACAGCAAAUCUGAUGCUGGUUACCAUGUAGAGGAAAAGCCAUCAUCAACAGUUGAGGAAACCAUGCUGCCAACUGUAAAACGGAGUAUCCUUCCUUGGAGAAAGAGGAAGUUGAAUUUGCGAUCACUGAAGGCUAAAGGUGAGCCACUGUUGAAGAAGGCAUAUGGAGAUGAGGGAGGUGAUGAUAUUGACUACGAUCGACGUCUGCUAACAUCUUCUGAUGGAUCCGUUUCAGAGGGAUCAAGGGGUGAAGAUGGGUCAGUUAAUGGUAUGUUUUCAGAAUUUGGUGAUGACAACUUUGUUGUUGGGAAUUGGGAAUUGAAAGAGAUAGUUAGCCGUGAUGGUCAUAUGAAGCUUUCUUCCCAGGUUUUCUUUGCGUCAAUAGACCAAAGAAGUGAGCGGGUUGCUGGGGGCAGUGCUUGCACUGCACUUGUGGCCGUUAUUGCAGACUGGUUCCAGUCAAAUCAAGAUAUCAUGCCUAUACAAUCGCAAUUUGACAGCUUAAUCCGCGAAGGAUCAUUGGAGUGGAGAAACCUUUGCGAGAAUGUGACAUACCAAGAGCGUUUUCCUGACAAGCAUUUUGAUCUUGAAACUGUCCUUCAGGCCAAGAUCCGCCCCCUCACAGUCUCCUCUAGCAAGUCUUUUGUUGGAUUUUUCCUUCCCGAAGGUGCUGAUGACAUGAGUGGAUUUGAUUUCCUUGAUGACGCAAUGUCAUUUGAUAGCAUCUGGGAUGAGAUUAGCAAGGCAGCUGAGUACUCAUCAAGUGAUAACCCUAAUCUAUAUAUAGUGAGCUGGAAUGACCACUUUUUUGUGCUCAAGGUUGAGCGUGAUGCAUAUUACAUAAUUGACACCCUUGGAGAAAGACUCUAUGAAGGGUGCAACCAAGCCUACAUUUUGAAGUUUGACAACGACACCACGAUUCAUAAGUUACCUGAGAAAACUUCAUCUAGUCCUAACUCAAGUGGACCGCUGAAGGAUUCUUCGAGGAGCUCCUCGGCUGAGGACAGUGAAGAUGGCACUGAAGAGAACAUACUGGUUUCAAAGGGCAAGGAAUCAUGCAAGGAAUAUAUCAAAAGUUUCUUAGCAGCCAUCCCAAUCCGGGAACUACAGGUUGACAUCAAAAAAGGCCUGAUGGCAUCAACGCCAUUGCACCAACGCCUUCAAAUAGAGCUUCACUACACCGCAUCAUCCCGAAAGGAGAAUACCUCGGCACCUCAAAUUCUCACCAUCGAAGCCCCUUUUGAGUUCUCAUGGCCUGAGCCAACACCGGCAAUGGAAAUCGCCUUAGCACCGGCGGUCGCUGUUGUCUAGCUUCCUGAUGGCAAUCUGUGCUGUUCUCAACAUGAAGAUACUCUUCCUCAGUCCAAUGCAUGUAUACAUAGCUGAAGAUUUUGUGUCCUUUAUGUGUGCGCUCGUAUCCUGUCUAAUAUGAACUGACUACUAUAGGUUUUUCAUCCAGGCCUAGGAGCUUUCUGCCUGCUUUUUGUAUAAAUAGGUGUUUGCUCCUACAUAUUUUUCUCAAAGUGCCGGAGUUGUAACUAUCAAGAACCUUGUAUUACUAAUCAAUGAGUAAUGGACUUGUUAACUAAGUUUUGGACGUGUUACUAUGUUAUUGCAUAGAUGAGCUCUUAACAGAGCAU